Messenger RNA from Plectropomus leopardus (leopard coralgrouper), 5809 nucleotides. The record is from RefSeq and is a predicted model, not a curated record. Lineage: Eukaryota; Metazoa; Chordata; Actinopteri; Perciformes; Serranidae.
GGCUACGGGAGGAGAGGAGUGAGGCAUGCAGCAGCCACACACUCUCUCAGUUAGGCAAUUGUUUUUCCUCGAGCUCAUUGUACCACUACAAGAAUUUGUACUAUUCUUCUGAUUGAUUAGAAAAAAGCCUUUUUUCCUCUUUUUUGAAGACAUUGCUGAUUGACUUGAAAAGGAGUUUUCAAACUUUCCCCCCAUAAUUCUGUGCUUCUUGUAUGAUAUCCUGAUCCUGUUAUAAUCCCACGUUGGCUGCCGUUGUAUGUGAGUGCCGGAGUGGUUAAGGUUGGCUCGCUGUUGUGCCUCUGCUGCCAAAGUUUGGAGAAGGGAGCUCUGUGCAAAAUUUGACUGUAGUGGCGCUCAGAAAGGGGGGAGGAACCUCAGAGGAUGGUUUGACCUGGAGGAGAGAGCGAUCAAGUCUUGUGGAGUGGCAUCCUCUCUGCUGUGAACACAGAGAAGUCAUCGGUUAAAAGGAAAAGGGAUUCUCAUGCGGGACAGCAGCAGAAGGUGUUGGAUUUGACUUCGACAAAUCGCAGAAAAAACAUUUAUUUUGCAAAGAGGGAGAUUUUGUUUUGUUCUGUGAGAGAAUUUUUAAGUUUUUGCUUCACUUCAGUUUUUCAUCAUGGCUGGGAUGUAUGGAUGCUUCAAGAGAACAAACAGUGAAAGUGCUGCCAUGGCAUCAGGACCUCCAGAUGUGACGACCAAUCAGGAGCCAGCUGAGGUCGUGGAAGAGUGCUCAGGAAAGAAGAAGUCCAAGUUCCAGACGUUUAAAAAAUUCUUUGCUAGGAAGAAGAGAAAGGAGCCGCCAGCCGCAGGAGCAGACGCGGGGCUCAAAGCCAGCCAAUCAAGCGACAAUGUCAGCAAAACAUCCGAAAAUAACACGCUCACUCGAUCAGAGAAGGAUAAGGGCUCUGGGUCAAAGAUCAGCCUGGGCAGCAAGGCCUUGUCACAUGACUCUGUGUUUGUCUCUGACUCAUCGGAAGCCAACGAGGCUCUGGGGGCGUCACAGGACAGCAUUCAUGGGAAAGUGAAAUCACUACAGCUCCAGCUGAAACAGGCCAUCAAACUGGGCUCUCCUCCGUCCCUCAUGUGUGUGAAGAGAACGGAUGAUGCUGGAACCAUGUCUGAGGAUGACGGCCUGCCCUGCAGUCCGCCUGAAUACACAACACUUCACACAGCCAUGAGUCAGGCUCAGAGGAAUAGCUCCAUCAGUCUGGAGGGAAUAGACAGUGACGACGACCAGCUGUCUUGUGCUGCCUCCAGCAGAGCGGUGAGCCCCCUGGUGGUCCCGGGGGACUUCAGUCAGCCGGCCAGUCCCUUCGCCUGUCUGGAUAACUCUGCUGCCAAACACAAACUGCGCCUCAGACACAAAAACAGGAGGAAACCUGUCAGUAAACUGGAGAUCAAAACAGAGGGAGACUCUGUGGUGGAGGAGAUACUCGAUACCUCCAUAGUGGAAGCUCUGGAGGAGCGAGAACAGAAGACAACAGAAGAUGUCGGUGUUGAUGAGCUGAAACCAAAGGUGGAGAGGGAAGAAGAUGAGGCAGAGGAGGAGGAGGAGAAACCACAGCAUCCCAGACUAUCUCUGUUGAGAGAUGAGGAGAAGGAGGAGGAGGAAGAGGCAGAGGAAGAGUUGGAAGCAGAACAGGAUGUUUCUCACGACCCAGACUCUUCCUCUCCUCCUGCGCCGAAUCUCUCAGAGGACGAAGUGCCAGACGGCCAGCUCCUGGCCUCCUCAAAGCCCAGCUCGAGAUCCUCCUCUCUGGACAGUCCCAGAGCCACACCGGAGCCCCCUGCUGGUCUGAGAGAGUAUCUGAUGGACCCUCCAGGCACUGCCUAUGGAACAGAGGAGAAAGAGGUUGAAGGCGACUUGGCGCUGAGCGGAGAAGAAGAUGGAGUCCAGGACAACCGGGAGGAGGAGAGCUCCUUCUUAGAGGAGGUGCUGAGCUCCUUGAAGACUCCCCUCGCAUCGUGCUCGCUGGGUGUGGAGACUGAGGGUGCUGUCCUGGCGAUAGAGGAGGAAGUCAAGGACAAGGAAAAAGAAGAUUUCAAGCUAGAGGAAGGAGAGGAGGUGAAUGAAGAGGAGGCAGAGGUGCAUGAGCCUGUCAGUUAUCAGGCUGCUCCUGCUGGCUCCAUCCUGUCAGAUCGCACCACAGAGGAAGAGGAAGAGGAAGAGGAAGAGGUAACCACUUUGAGCACUCCUUCCUGUCAAGAUAUUGAGAAAGAGGAGAAAGUUGAAGAUAAGGGAGAGGAAGCAGCAGAGGAGGAAGAAGAAGAUCUAGUGGUGGAACAGCAUGGUCAAGGGGAGGAAGAGGAAGUCAAGGAGGCAGAGGAAGUCACCCCAGUGGAAAAAACUGACAUGCUUACAGGAAACACUGUCAACCAGUCGGAGGAAGAGGAGAGAGAAGAAGAAGAGAGUCAGGGAGAAGAGGAGGCGAUAGAGCUGGAGAAGGAGACGGAGGUAGAGGAGGAGGGACGGGAGAAGAGGGAAGAGGAAGAAGUGGAGGUGAAGGAAGCAAAGGAGAGAGUGGAGGAGGCAGAGGAAGCGACAGAGGAGGAAAGGGACGACGCAGAAGAGAUGACGGAGACGUUUCCUCAUGCGGAGGAUGAAGAAGUGUCCGUGCCGCUGCAGGAGGAAGACGAGGGCGUAGAUGUUGCGGUUGGAGAUGUUUGCAUGCCACAACACACAAACGAUGACGUAACAGAGCUGAGUGAGCAGGUAUUUGCCACAGAGCAUGAAAGUCGAGAAACUUUCAGUCAAAGCUUUGGAGAGGAGAGGAUGGAGGAAGGUGAAGAGAUUGACCUUACAGGAAAAUCAGAGCGAGAGGAGGGCGCUGAAGAAGAUGUGGAUCAAACUGAGGACGCUCUGCAGCAGAAGGUUGAAGAAACAUCCCAUUUAGAUACGAAGCAGGUGGACAACGAUCAAAAUGAAGCCACAGAACGAGCCGACGUGUCCUUCAAGCCUUUGUCUCUGUCUCUUCCAGAGUCGCACAGCAAGACUCAGCAGCAAGAGAGUGGAGCCAUAACUCCCAGUAAGACCAGCACUACCACUCUCCACAUUAAUCUGAUCUCUCCAAGCUCCGAGAAAGCCUCUUUCUUUCCACAGUCUCCAACUGCAGCACAUCCCAAAGAAUGUGGGACACCUUGUCCCCCUGAAGCAGCCACCGAGCAAAUUACAGUGUCCACAGAAGACGAAAAAGCAUCUGUGGAAAUGUUAGAAGAAGAAAACCAGUCGGCCCAAAAAGAAGAAGCUACACCUCCUGGCUCAGUGGAGGAAGAGGUCAAUCAGCCGUCCUGUGCUUCAGAUCAGAGCAAAGCUCGCUUCACUAUCGCCCCCGCCUGGCAGAGGUCACUCUCUGUCGAGGAUGCUCCUCCCUCCUCCCCGCCUGCCUGCGUCUCCUCUCUAUCGUCCGCCGUCACAGGAGGUGUGGAGGUGACAGCUAAGAAGGAGCCUGAAGUGAGAGCAGAGCCAGAGAGUUCAGCUAAGGUUGAGCUGGUGUUGAGCCCCAGCAGAGUGAGGAGUGCAGGGAGCAUCAGUGCAGCGUCUCCGUCAUCUGCUCAGCCUCAGAGCUCCGCUGCUGCCGCCACAGACGAAGGUUCCAUCGUCGUGGAGGGAAACCCCGACAAUCCAUUUGGAGUUCGCCUGAGGAAGACAUCGACUCAUUUCCGCUUCAGCACAGAGGAGGAACACACAGAGCCUCCGAUGGAGCCACCAGCUCAGCCAACCAGCUGUAGUGGUGACUCACAGCAGCCAAUCAGUGCAAAGCCCUCCAUGAGUCAGCCAGUCAGUAACAAACCAGCUCUCCCGAAGAAACCAGACGUACACGGAGACAGCGGAGUAAAAAACAAGCGCCUGUCAGACCCAGCUGCAGCUCGUGGUGUUUCCGCUGGAUCUGAUUCUCCCAGCUGGAUCUCUGUGGCCAAACAGAAACAGAAGAUCUAUAAAGAAAACUCACUGGAGGAGAUCACUGUCAGGAAGGAGGAACAAGAGAGGAAGAGUUCACUGCCAAUGUAUGUCAGCUCAGCUGUAAGCCGGGAACACAGCAGCAAACCUGCUCAGUCCACCAGCAAAGUGAGUCAGCUGGAGAUCAGUAAGCCUUCAGCAUCUACAGAGAAGGAGGCCAGAAGAGCUCUCUCUCCUCCAACUCCAGUGCCACCUCAACCUUUCAAAUCCCAGUCGCUCCCCUGUCCCGUCGCUCCAAAACCCCAGCUGCCCUCUGCCACCACUGCCAAACACCCACCCCAACCUCACUCUGCCCAAAGAUCCCUGUCGCCUCCCAUUCCCGUUCCCCUAAAAUCUCCCCCUUGCACAAGCCCAACAUCUCCCACUAAUGCUGCCACCUCAUCAAAGACUCCCUCGCCCCAGAGCACUACGCUUACAUCCCCUCCGUUUUCAUCGAGAACCGCUCCGGAAAAGUCACGAGCUCCAGGGCUUUCCAGCCAGAGCCCGGCCUCCCAGCGAGGCCUGCCUCCCCCAGCGUUGGCCCAGGAUGAACCUCCCUGGAUGGCCCUGGCCAAGAAGAAGGCCAAAGCCUGGAGCGAGAUGCCCCAGAUCGUUCAGUGACGGUAUUAUCUUGUACAUAGGCCCAAGCGGGUCGGAUCUGAAAGGGGGUCGAUGUGGUCCGAGAGUUGGGAUGCACCAGAAUGCAUUUGCACACAAAGAGUUUUCUGUUGUUCUUCCUGGUUUUUGUCCUGGCUUCAGUCUUCAGAUUGGUCCAAAUCCUCCAAUCACAGCUAAAGACAGGCUCAGUUUAACUCCUUUCUUAAUGUCUGCAUGUUGUACAUUCAUGUUUUCUAAAUGACAGGGUCAGGACGCCAAAUGGUAAUGCGUCUAACUUGAGGUGGAUCCAUAUUUUUUCAAGUCUUAGUUGUGUUAAAAUGUGCCUGAUUGAGAGGAAAUACCUGCAGUCUCACAGCAGAAAGUAUACGUUUUUAAAGUAACUUGAUGAUUCAACCCGAUAACCACCUAAUAUUUCAGGGAAGACAGAAUUGUUUUAUAAAGAGGAGACUUUAUUCACAAAAAGUUGGUUAAAAUGUCUGUCUCUGUCAGUGUUUGUGUGUGUGUAGGCAGUGAUACAAGCUCACAUUUUGAGGAAUGUGGAAAAUAUUGUGUCCAGAGAGUAAAAUGAAAGAACAUCCAAGUCAAGCAGUAAAAACAUUUUGCUGAACUAGUUGCUGCUUGUUGUGACUUUUGGUCGAAUAUGCUGAUCCAUGUUCCCUCAAACUGCUGUGUGUGUGUGUGUGUGUGUGUGUGUGUGUGUGUGUGUGUGUGUGUGUCAGAUUCUUUAGACAAAUAUUUCUUGUAACAUGAUCCACUGACACCAGUCUAAUGUUUGUUGUGUUGGCGAGUGCUGAGUGUGUCCAACAUGUUCCAGGUUGUCAAUGUAAAUUGUAUUUUUAAUUUUGAUAUUUUGAAUAUAUAACUACACAGCGUUUGUUAGCAUCCUGCAGAAAUCUGUCAUCUCCAAAAAAGCAUCUGUUUACGAAUCAAGGAAAAUCAUCAUCAUUGACUUUCAUGUGUUUUUAAUAUUGCAGAGUCAGUAUGUUGGCAGUGUGUUGUGGGCAGUUACAAAACAUUUUCCACUUACAACCAAACACGUAAAUGAAACAGAAAUCAAUACAUUGUUAACGAGUCACUUGGUUUGCUGCAGGAUCCAAAACAUCACUAAUGGAAAGCACAGCUGAAAGUUUCAUUUGUAUCAAUUAAAUGUAUCUCACAGUACCUAUACAUGUGUUAUGCAUUGUUUUAUUUUGUAUUGCCUUUUGAGAAUUUGUCUUGUACAUAAUAUGUGCAAUAAAGAACAAAUUAAAUCCA